AAUAAUUGUCUUCUAAUAAUUAUAUUUUUAUUUUAUUCUAAAAAAAUAUUGACACUAAGUCUAAAAUUUUAGUUCCUCUCGUGGUGAUUGUGUUGAAUUUAACAGGGAGAACUGAGAUUCGAUUCUCUACCACUGCGAUUCUGAGGAAGAGUUCGAAGUGACCACGCACCCACCUUCUUCUCUAAUAGUAAAACUACAGAACCGAUAAUAUUGCAUGAUGCUUCUCCAAGAUACACCUUCUUCUCUCGGAUUUCGCAUGCCUGCUGAAUGGGAACCGCACACGCAGUGUUGGAUGGGUUGGCCCGAACGCGCUGAUAAUUGGCGUGACAACGCCGUUCAUGCUCAACGUGUGUUUGUUAGGGUCGCGUCUGCGAUCUCCAGAUUCGAGAGAGUAACUGUUUGCGUUUGUUCCGCUCAAUGGGAGAAUGCACGGAGUCAGCUACCGGAGCAUAUCAGAGUCAUUGAGAUUUGUUCAAAUGAUUCUUGGUUUCGUGAUAUCGGACCUACUUUUGUUGUGAAAGGCGGAACGUCGAAAUCUGGUGAUGCGGAACAUAGGAUUGCGGGGAUUGAUUGGAAUUUUAAUAGCUGGGGAGGUUCGGAAGAUGGAUGUUACAAUGAUUGGAGUCUUGACACCUAUGUUGCUAAGAAGAUUUUGGAUGUUGAGAGGAUUCCUAGAUUUUCGCAUUCUAUGGUGCUUGAAGGCGGAAGCAUCCAUGUGGAUGGAGAAGGAACAUGUCUUACCACAGAAGAGUGUCUGUUGAACAAGAACAGGAAUCCACAUAUGAGUAAGAGCCAAAUAGAGGAUGAACUAAAGGCUUAUCUUGGAGUCAGGAAGGUUAUAUGGUUGCCUCGUGGAUUAUAUGGAGAUGAUGAUACAAACGGUCAUAUUGAUAACAUCUGCUGUUUUGUGAAGCCCGGCGUGGUUCUGCUGUCUUGGACUGAUGAUAAAACUGAUCCUCAGUAUGAAAUAUCUGAAGAAGCAUAUUCUUUCCUUUCAAGUGUAACAGAUGCUAAUGGUAGAAAAUUUGAAAUCAUUAAACUCCAUGUCCCCGGUCCACUAUACAUGACAGAGAAAGAGGCUGCAGGGGUUUUCCAGGAUGACUGCGCCAAGCCAAGACUUCCUGGUACUAGGCUUGCUGCUUCAUAUGUAAACUUUUACAUUGCAAAUGGUGGUAUCAUUGUUCCAAAGUUUGGAGAUAAAAAGUGGGAUGAUGAAGCUAUCAGAGUUCUGUCUAAGACGUUCCCUCAUCACGAAGUUGUGGGAAUUGAAGGUUCCAGGGAGAUUGUAUUGUCAGGUGGAAAUAUACAUUGCAUCACUCAGCAACAACCAGCCAUUUAGCGAUGCUCUCCCCAACAACGUUGAUAUGUAUUGGGUAAUUUUAUUAGGAUGAUCGAUUAAUUGCUUGAUUUUCAUAUGCAAUAGCUUGCAUUGAAGUGUCUGGAAAUAAAUGGGAAGCCAUUGAAAAUAACACAUAAUUGAUAUUUAAAUUGUGAAAACAUGACUUAUUUCUGAUGAAUGAUUGAUGAAUGAUUGAAUA
Lathyrus oleraceus (garden pea) is the source of this 1538-nucleotide messenger RNA. RefSeq names its product agmatine deiminase. The transcript has 11 exons. The record is from RefSeq and is a predicted model, not a curated record. Gene Ontology annotation, biological process: putrescine biosynthetic process. Bases 215 to 1339 code for a protein of 374 amino acids. NCBI's taxonomy places the organism in Eukaryota, Viridiplantae, Streptophyta, Magnoliopsida, Fabales, Fabaceae. Gene Ontology annotation, molecular function: protein-arginine deiminase activity; agmatine deiminase activity.